CAUCAACAAGGAUGCUCCAACAACGGAUGGUGCUUCUACGCCCUCGGCGUGCCAGGGCAAUAGAAGGGACUCUUUCAUCAAUUCGUCGGUUUUCGGCUACGUAUUUACAAGCAAAAGAUUCCAACAAUCACUCCAAUGCGAAUGCAACCGAGGGUUCCGCAGCCUCUUCCGCCGCCGGACGUCCCAGUGCGCAAACCAGAAGAAACAACAUUCCGCCGGCGAACCUGAACAUUCGGAGCGUCAACCAAGAACGACCUCGUCCCCGACGGAUAGUAGAUGCGAGAUCUCUCGCCGCCUCUCAAGCCACUGGCCAACCAGCAAACAUCCUUAAGAAUCCCAGGGCUCGCAAUCCUCGAGGCAACCGAUCCACCGCUUCUCGGGGCCCUAGAGCUGGGCCAAAGAAGAAGGUUCAAUCUAAAGAUGGGCGAGCAGGCCGUUCUCGACGCACCGAGGGGUCCGGCCAGGAAGAUUCAACAUCCAAUUCAGCAUUCCAUGAAGCCUCAAUCAACGCUGUCUUCCGAGAGCUCGCAGAACAAGCGGCGCCCAAGCCUGUCCAGUACAAUCCCGAGUCGAUCUCCUUAGCUUCACUGAAGGAAACAUGGCCAUCUCUACCCACCGACAUUGACGCUCAUACUGCCGGAGUCGUUGAGAAGUUGUCUCUAUUCGGCGAUCGCUACGCAAAUGAUUAUGUACCUCCAAAUGAGCUGGGCAAGCGACUUUAUCAGGGCAAAUUUGUCCGCUUUUCGAGUGAAGAGGAAAAAGCUGAGGCCAUCUCUGAAGCGAACAAGCUAUCGCAAGAACGCGCAGACAAGUUGUCCCAGCGAAAAGGCGAUCUUGUGGAACCACGUCAUGUCAACUUCAGUCCACUCAACACCAAGGACCAAGGCUCACUUCUUGGACUUCUUGUUCAGGGCAAUUAUCCUAAGUCUAAAGCCAAACAGGCGGACAACCUCUCAAUCGUUGACAGUGUCUCUGAAAACCUCAGAAACAAUGCAACGUAUCACACAGUCGGCAAAUCCUCUGCGUUCAUUGCGAAGUUGGACUCGCUUUUAGCCGCCAGUCGCAUGACAAAACGCCCCUGAGAACCUUGUUUUCUGAUACCAUCAGUAUCCUUACUAUGUACCUAUACUUUUGCAGCUUUUCAUGAUCCCUUGUUAUCUUUGUCAUUGUUUACAUUUAUGCCUUGCAAGUGACUGUAGAAUACAUUACUCUCUGAAAUAAGUUACAGAACUCGUGUUCAUAUCACCAUUUGAGUUCACUCAAAGCUGGUCUUUCAGCAGUGUAUUUCCUCAUUACGCCCGCUCCAUAGCCUUCCUUGUAGCCUCAAACAGUUCCUUCACUUCCUUCUGACCUUUCUCUGCAAGCUUUUCCAUCUGUUCUUGGGCCUUCCGAACGUCAUCUGGCCUGGCAAUCUUCUUUUUCUGCAAAUCCUGAAGACGUUUAUGUACAGCACUGCGUGAAUCACGGACGGCACCGGCAGCUUUCUCCAUUGCCGCCUUUGCCAGAGCGAUCGUUUGAUCCCGAGACUCUUUAGUCGGUGGGGGGAUCGUGACGUUGAGCUGAAGAG
Molecule: messenger RNA, 1567 nt
Organism: Aspergillus neoniger CBS 115656
Lineage: Eukaryota; Fungi; Ascomycota; Eurotiomycetes; Eurotiales; Aspergillaceae
Exons: 2
Coding region: 12-1082 (356 amino acids)
Source: RefSeq, a predicted model, not a curated record